ACAACCUGCGAAUAUUACUCAUACUGUCUUGUUUUAGAAUGUAUAUAAAUUUUUUGCCACUCUUAGUGGUGUGCAGCAUUUCUCAAUUCUCCCAUUGUAAGAAAUUUUCAGAUGAUGAAAUAACUUUUUCAACACAUGGGAAUUUACUUCUACAGCAUGCAUUUGGACCUAAUGACCAGUUUUCAUCAAGAGGGGAAGUUGUGUUUAAAUCUUCAAAGGGUACUGCUGUAUUCAAAGACAAGAUAGAACUAAGCAGAUCAGAUUUAGAAAAGCUUGAAAAAUUAGUCAAGGAAGAUGGUUUGUAUUUUAUUCGAAGUCCAACGAAAAUUGGUGGUGCAUUGGAAAACAACGACACGAGUUAUGUCUCCACGUUUGUUAGGGCUUGUUAUUUGUAUGGGUCUGGUUUGCAAGAAACAAUAACUGUUGCUGUCGAUUAUUCUGGAAAUGUGAUUGGACUUAAUAUUGUGUCGCCCAGAAGUGAGUGCAAAAUUGAUGACUUUGAUGGCUUUGAAGGAGCCAUGUUCAAUUCAACAGUGCUUGUCCAGCAACAGGUCGCAGGAGCUGUUCCAGAUACCCAAACAUUUGUUAAAAGGAUCGAGCAGGAAAAGUCAGAUGAAGCUGCAGGAAAGGGAAAGGACAACAGGUCUUUCAUAGCAAAAUAUUGGAUGUAUAUCGUACCAGUGUUUCUUGUUCUGAUGUUGGGUUCUCAAGCGGAGCCACCUGCAGAAGAGGGUGGAGAAUAAAUGCAGCACGGAACUUAUUUUUUUACUAUUCCGAAUUAGUGUUAUCUUGGUUAUAGUUUGGAAGUGCAGCUGGAAGAAGGAUCAGGCAAAUUUUCAGGACACUUGCCCUUUCAAAAGAUGUACCUCAUGGUUGAAAACAGCGUUGAACAACAAGGAUUUUUUUUGUAUAAAAUAGUUUGUAUUACUAUUUUGAAACAAAAUUUGUUGUUUAUAA
This is a messenger RNA of Hydractinia symbiolongicarpus, 957 nucleotides long. Its product is annotated as ER membrane protein complex subunit 10-like. Lineage: Eukaryota; Metazoa; Cnidaria; Hydrozoa; Anthoathecata; Hydractiniidae. Gene Ontology annotation, cellular component: EMC complex. The record is from RefSeq and is a predicted model, not a curated record. The coding region runs from base 39 to 743 and encodes 234 amino acids. The transcript has 2 exons.